Molecule: messenger RNA, 3707 nt
Organism: Caretta caretta (loggerhead turtle)
Lineage: Eukaryota; Metazoa; Chordata; Testudines; Cheloniidae
Gene: ATRIP
Product: ATR interacting protein
Biological process (GO): DNA damage checkpoint signaling; DNA repair
Source: RefSeq, a predicted model, not a curated record
UGAUAUGAUGUGGUUUGUGUUAAUGUAAAAGCAAUCCAGAAAAUAUCAAAGCAAAACUGAUGUCUUUCUUAUAUGAGUAGUACUUUAUUUUCAAAUAGUAGAAAUCAGAGAUGUUAAAGACCUUUUAGGUUAUCUACUUAAAAAUACUCCUGUCUAUAGUGAUGGGCUUGUGGUUUUUGGGGGGAGGAGUGGUACUUUUGAAUGUCUCAAACAGAAUGUGGUUUCUAACAUUUCCUUUGGGAGAACCAAUUUCAUAGUUUUAUAGAAAUAUUUUUUGAUACUCAGACUAAUUUUGUACUACUUUAUUUAAUGAGACACUGGAGAAUGACUUAGGCCCCUAGCUUUUAGAAACCUUUUAAAGAACAUCUGAUGAUUAUGGCUUGUCUACAGUUAAAAUGUUGCACCGCUGUAGUGUUUCAGUGAAGACACUAUUUGCAUCAACUGGAGGGCUUUUCCUGUUGACAUACGGUAAAUAUUUAUACAGAAUGUCGGUGAACUCAUUAUUUGGGAAUAAGAAGAGAAAUAGCUCCAUAUUAUAUGGUGUGGAUCAGGCACAGAUUAUGGCUUCGUCUUCUGUUUAUCGAGAAUCCACUAGUCAAGGAUGUAUCGGGAACCACGGAGAUGGCUUUCCUCCAAACAAGCGUUACAAAAGCUUUGAGUCAAAGUCCAAACAAACAGAAGAUCCUUUUGAAGACAAUGAUGACUUCACAGCUGAUGAUUUGGAAGAAAUAGAUAUAAUUGCCUCACAGGCUUUAUCACAAGUUCUAGACUCAAAUACUCAUUCUAGAACAACACACAUCCAGAAACCUGAGCAGAAUGCUAGACCAUCCUUAACCCCUAACAACACCAAUCAAAAGUCUUUGAAUAUUGAACAAUGGAGUGUUGCCUCUAGUGCAGAAAAAGAUAUGAAAGACCAGUUCGGAAAUGGCACUGAAGAUAUUGGAAUUAAAGACACAUUUGGAUUUGAAGUACUGCAAACACAACAUGAAGAAGUUAAGCAAAAGCUGAAAGAAAUACAGGAUGAAAUCCUUAUUAAAAAUGGAGAAAUUAAAAUUUUGCGGGACUCAAUGCUGCAGAUGGAAUGCACUUUGGAGGAACAGAGAAGAUCAUACAUGCUAUUGGAAAAGGAAAAAGAUCAGACACUAAGUGAAAAAGAAAAGGAGUUCUCUAAAAAGUUACAGUCAUUGCAGUCAGAGUUGCAGUUUAAAGAUGCUGAAAUGAAUGAAUUGAGAGCAAAACUUCAGAACUGUGAAAGAACUAAGCCUGUUAAUCCGUCAGUUACAAAUGCCAGCCCUAAGAAGAGUCCCUCCAGAAUUGUAAAAUUGGAAGGAUGUUCUCUUCAGACUGGAAAAAAAUCUUUUCCUACAAAAGAGACUUUCAGCGCUGACAUGUCCCUUAAAGUAUCCUGUUCUGCAGCAAAUUUGCCUGCUGAGACUUCUUUGAACAAGGAGGACAGUAAGACCCCGUGUCCUGAAACUGAACUUGUGACGCAAGAAGUGAUGGAGAGAAAUGUGACUUACAGUUUUGUUCAAAGACAAAACUCCCAAGGUUCUUUGUUACUAAAUGCACUGAUGAAACAGCCUAUUGCCCCUGGGUCAUUACUAGGACUCUGUCAUCUUCUUAGCAGCAACUCUGAAGUGCUACCUGGGUCUGUCUUGCAGCCUAACUUUUUCAACACAGGAUCUACAGGAAUAUCCAGCAUCAGGACAACUUAUUCUCAGGAUGGAACUCCUUCUUCUAUUGCUGCUUUAAGAGAAGCUCAAAAACUUGCACUAAUGGCAUUGAACUUGAUUGCUAUGGAUGAAGGAUCAUCCGAGGGAGACCUGGCAGAAAGUGAGAGUGGACUGUUCCUUCUUAAACGCUUUAAGAUCCCAGGUGCAGUGCAUCUUCUACCUCUAGUGGAAUACCAUAUCAGUGCAUACUGUCAAGCUCUGCAGUUGUCUUCAAAGUCAAGAAACAGUCCUGAAAAUCAAUCAGUUAGUUCUUCUAGAACUAACUCAAAUAUAAUAUCAAGUACCGAGGAUUUUAGAUCUACUCUGCAAGAGACUACAAUUACAUCUCUAGGUGUUCUUUAUUACUUGGUAUAUUACAGCUGGGAUGUUGUUUAUACAUUACUAUCUUCUGAAGUGAAAAAAGUGUCUGAGAUGGAGAAGAACAUGGUGUGCAAUAAUCAAUCUGAUGAUAAAAAAGAAAAUUCCAGACCACAAGGCCAAACUGGAGAACUACAAGAUGCUGCUAAUAAUGACCAAUCCCAACAUUCUUUGUUUAAAAAACUGCUUCAGCUGUUAGCUUUGUCUUCUACAGCAACAGGUUCCCAGACAGACAGUAUCAUGAAUCAAAGCCUAAAGGUUUUGGUGAAACUAGCUGAGAAUUCAACAGUUGAGUUACUAAUAAGUUUUUGGCAUUUGCUAACUAGCCAGAUGCUGCUUCGCUGUGUGUGUCCUGAGACCCCUUUGUCUGCUGUCCAUCUGACUGUGCGGCUGUUGGCCAUGCUUAUUCAUCACAAGAAGCUAGCUGCUCAACUUUGUUGUCAUUCAGAAACCUGUCUUCUUCUUGCACUGUACAUGUAUAUUACUUCAAGACCAGAUAAAUCCGCAUCUGAAAUGCUUUGGCUUCAGCUGGAACAAGAGACUGUUAGAUUCCUGACUAAGUGUGUGUGCUGCUCCAGUCCAUCAAUUUUACUACUUGGUACAGAUUGCCAGUGCAGCCUCGAGGUAGUCAAGGCGCUUAUUAUAAUGUUGCAUAGACAAUGGGUGAAGGUUAGAAGAUCUGAGAGCAACCUGAGUGCAUAUAGAGAACGAAUUAUUCAGUUUUUACGGGACACUGUUUUGCUCUUACAUAGUCUAUCUCAAAAAGAUAAACUGUUUCAUGAACAUUGCCUGGAAGUUCUCCAUCAAUAUGAUGAAGCCAUGCCUGGUGUCAGAGCCAUCCUCAAAAAAACUCCAAAUUUGAAGGCCUCUGAAGAGCUGGCUUUGGAUGAGUUGUAUCCUCCUGAGCCAGAAGUAGAUGAUCAAGAAAUGGACUGCAGCUAGUAAUUCAGCAAUAAUCCACCCUCAUCUGAAUUCUUGUUACUUAGCUUUGUUACCAAUAUACAUGUGUGAAAUAUAACCUGUGUGUGGUAAACUUUUAAAUUAAUGGUGUGCUAAAGAUUAAUUACUGUCACUUAAGUGUAGCAUGACUCAAAUAUAAAAGUUUGAAGUUUUUUUGACUAUUUUACUUACUUGCCAGCUAAAUUUAGCAUAAUGUAUUUUGAUAUCAAAAAUCUUUUUGAUACUAAGAAGAGAAUUAAACUUAAAUCUUGUUUUAUUACGUAUUUUUGCAGUGUGAAAAUACUUAACUUAUAAGUGACAUGGAACUAAACUUGGCACAAACAUGCUGUGAAUGAAGUGAAAACUUCAAACUGUCACACUUUCCAAUUAACUGUAAUUAAGUCUUUAUGGUGUUGAAUGUACGGAGUCUCAAGAUCAUUGUAACUUUACCACGCAAGACUUUUUUUUUUUUUUAAAGUGUGUUUUUUUUCAUAUGCUAUUUUUAUUCAGUGUUUUGUCUAAAUGACUGCAUUUUGUGUUUGACAGACUUCAAGAAUUUGCUCAUUCUUAUAACGGUAGUGACUUUAGUACUCUGAUUUUAAAAUAUAUGUAUUGCAUUUACAUAGUUGACAACUUUUGCCUUGAAAAAAGGGUAUUAAAACCUACUGUGCCCCUGCA